Molecule: messenger RNA, 2344 nt
Organism: Arachis stenosperma
Lineage: Eukaryota; Viridiplantae; Streptophyta; Magnoliopsida; Fabales; Fabaceae
Product: bifunctional nuclease 2
Exons: 10
Coding region: 67-1059 (330 amino acids)
Biological process (GO): protein ubiquitination
Cellular component (GO): VCB complex; nucleus
Molecular function (GO): protein binding; nuclease activity
Source: RefSeq, a predicted model, not a curated record
ACCAAAGAACGAAACAAAACGCAUCGCGUAUCAAGCAACGUCUCUUCUUCCUCCACCUUCACCACAAUGCUCUGUUCCCGAUUCUGCGUCCGUACGAUCCCCGGCGUUGCCACCGUCGCCGAUCACGGCAAUGCCACUCGCUGUUCCUCCACCUGCCUCCCUCACUCCUCCCUCGCAAUGGACCUCUCCCCUCUCCUCCACCACGCUCCUUCCCUCCGAACAAGCCGCCUCCGAUGCCGCAAAUCGGUCCUCAUUUCAUGCGAUUCCUCGCGUGGACCUUCCCGCAGCAGAUCCAGCUUCGGCGAUCAUCACGAUGACUAUCUCGAAGCUUCUCUUCUUCUCUCUGAAACAAUUUCACACUAUCAUAUGUGGAGGCAUCGGUCUCAAGAAGAGUUACGAUGGAAAUCCUCUACACCAUCAAUUCCCAUAGCUGUCCAAGGAAGAAAUUUGAGAUCAGAUAAUAAUUUGAUGAGACAAAGCUUUCUACAGCGUUUCCAGAAUCCAACCAUUUUUCUCAAGAUUUCUUGUGAUGGAGACUAUAUUCUGCCCAUUGUUGUAGGAAAGGUCGCUAUUGAAAAACUAAUUGAUCCUGAAGUUGAAGAAAAUGGGGUUUGUCCAGACCAGUUCCAGUUGGCAAAAAACGUGGUUGAAAGACUAGACCAUGAAGUGAUAAUGGUGAGGAUUACAGAGAGAGUGGUCAGUACUUAUUUUGCCAGAGUGUACCUUAGCCAGCCAGGGAAAAGCAAUAUUAUUAGUGUGGAUGCACGGCCCUCUGAUGCCAUUAAUAUUGCAAAUAGAUGCAAGGCCCCAAUAUAUGUUAGUAAACAAAUUGUCUUAGCAGAUGCUAUCAGGCUUGGUUAUGGAAUGGGCAGAGCGCAUAACAAAAGACCUACUUAUGAUGUAGUACUUGACAGUGCUGUAGAUGGUCCUGAUUUAGUAGCUGAAGAACUUAGUAUGAUGAAUAACAUGCAUAUAGCUAUCAAACAUGAAAGAUUUGAAGAUGCUGCUAUAUGGAGAGAUAAACUUGCAAAUCUUCGUAAAUCAAAACAUGAACACUAACUGGCUCGUUAGGAUAACUUGUGAGGAAGAGAAUGUAUCUUCUCCUAAUUUUUCAACAGGAAGAAUAUAUUAUUGAGGCAUAAGAUACACAAAAAUGAGGAAAACUGGAAAAAGUAUGAUAUGUAUAGUUGUGAAUUAUAGUCAUCAACCCGUGUUAAUGUAUAUAAAAUGUAUUGAAAUUCCGCUUCUACGAAUACUCAGAAUUGCAAGAGUGUGGAAUUGAUAUCUGGUGAUGAGUACAUAAUAUCUUUCUUGAUCUUGAGUAUUUAAGUGACUGAUUAACUACUCUCUGUUAGGGUUCAAAUCCAAAUUGAUUCAAAUUAAACUGUUCAUCGAAUUCAAUUUAAAUUAAAAACUGAUUAAAACCGCACUAAUUUGGAUUUGAUUGGUGUUACGGUAGGUAACCGGAGAUUAGCCCAAUGAAUGACGUUAGGCGACCCAAGUGUAUAACGGAGGAGAAUUCCAGGUAGGUUCGCAACUCGGGAGGCUCCGUCCGACUUGUGCUCGCGUGUGAAUGGGGGGUGGUACCUGCAAGGACACUCCGAUGCCUAAGUUAGCAAGGGUGUAAGCAGGUCUUAGAGAGUAUUGGACUUAGGAAUACCUGAGGUGUGUCAGUGUACUUAUAGUGGUGAGCCAAUAACCACCGUUGGAGUAGUGCCGUAUCUUUAGGAUAAUAACCGUCCCACUAUCUUAGGGAGGUUAAGAUAUGGCUUUAGGAAGUGGUUAGAGAGAUUCUAGGGGCGGUUACUCAUUUGAAUGAGUGUUUACUUGCCAGCUAAUCUCACAACCGACUUCUUCGUACCAAGUCGGGGUGGACACCGACCUCUAGAGUGGAGGUGGGUGCUUUGCUAGGCUUAAUCUAAUGGAUCAGGCCUUUCGAUUGGACCUGGGCCCUUAACAUUGGGCCAGGGUAUGAACAGUGCCCCUACUUGAGCCCAAAUCUUUUUAAAGUUUGGGUUCAAAUAUUUAACUCGGGUUCGUAGUCGACUUGUUUAAAAGAACACGGAUCUUGGAAACCGACGUGAUUUCCGCGACUUUUAGUUUCUGACAGUUACGUCAAUUCAAGCGUCGUGUCCGUUGAGGGUUUAUUUAGGGAUUGAGGGCUUUGGUAACGGUGCAGUCGCAUUAAUGACUGCCUCGUUUUUACCAUUGUGCCCCUUAGCCUAUUUAUAAAUACUUUCCCUCUCUUUCCAUUUUCCGUUUCUGCGAUCUUUCAAACUUCUUCUUAUCUUGUUCGUAUUGCAUCCUUGCGUUCGAAGACUUCUGUUCUUCUCCAACCUCCAUU